Molecule: messenger RNA, 1724 nt
Organism: Gopherus evgoodei (Goodes thornscrub tortoise)
Lineage: Eukaryota; Metazoa; Chordata; Testudines; Testudinidae
Gene: ENPP6
Product: ectonucleotide pyrophosphatase/phosphodiesterase 6
Exons: 8
Coding region: 40-1359 (439 amino acids)
Source: RefSeq, a predicted model, not a curated record
AGGCAGCACUGACAGUCCUCUGGCGAGAGUUCUAUCAACAUGGCAAAGCACAUGACCCUUUCUUUCCUCCUUGUUCUCACUAUGGCAAGCUCAUCUUUUGCCCGUCGAAAGCUUUUAGUGUUUCUGAUCGAUGGCUUUCGUUAUGAUUACAUUAAUGACAAUGAACUGGAGUCCCUGCCGGGCUUUAAAGAGAUUGUGGACAGGGGAGUGAAAGUGGAUUACAUGACCCCAGACUUUCCCAGCCUUUCCUAUCCAAAUUAUUACACAUUGAUGACUGGUCGCCACUGUGAAGUCCAUCAGAUGACUGGAAACUACAUGUGGGACCCAAGUACAAAUACGUCUUUUGACAUUGGUGUGAAUAAAGAGAGCCUGUUACCUCUUUGGUGGAAUGGAUCGGAGCCUUUGUGGAUUACCAUGACGAAAGCAAAGAAGAAAGUUAAUAUGUAUUACUGGCCUGGCUGCGAGGUUGAAAUCCUUGGUGUCAGACCUAGUUUUUGUCUACCAUAUUUCAGUGUCCCAACAGACUCCAAUUUCUCUGAUGCUGUCAGUGAUGCUCUGGAGUCAUUGAGAAAUGGCAGUGCAGAAAUGGCAGCAGUGUAUUACGAACGCAUUGAUGUGGAAGGUCACCAUUUUGGUCCUUCAUCUGUUCAGAGGAAGAACGCUUUGAAAGCAGUGGACAAAGUAUUGACCAACAUGACCAAACUAAUCAAGGACAAGGGCCUUCAGAAUGACCUGAAUGUCAUUUUGUUCUCGGAUCAUGGGAUGACUGACAUUUCCUGGUUGGACAAAGUGAUUGAGUUGAAGAACUAUAUCAAUAUGACUGAUAUUAUCCAAGUAAAGGACCGAGGCCCUGUUGUGAGCCUGUGGCCAACUAAGGAGAAGCAGACUGAGGUGCAUAAUAAACUGAAAGCUGUGCAACACAUGAAUGUUUAUAGCAUAGAAGAAAUUCCAGAUAGAUUCUAUUACAAAAAAGGGAAAUUUGUGUCUCCUUUAACUCUUGUGGCUGAGGAAGGAUGGUUCAUAGCAGAGAGUAAAGAGAAACUUCCAUUCUGGGAGAAUGGCACAGGGAAAAAAGAGGCCUGGCAGAAUGGGUGGCAUGGAUAUGACAAUGAGCUCAUGAGCAUGAGGGGAUUCUUCCUCGCAUAUGGGCCAGAUUUCAAAUCUAACUUCAGGGCGCCUUCAAUCAGAUCGGUCGAUGUUUACAACAUCAUGUGCAAUAUUGCAGGAAUACAGCCACUAUCGAACAAUGGAUCCUGGUCCAGAGUGGAGUGUAUGUUAAAAAAUAAUGCCAGUUUGGCACAGUUAUUCCAGUGGAGCAGCUGGGUGCUGGCAUUAAUUCUACUUUUAUUGUUUGCAUAACAGAUCUCAUUAGUCUGGCCCAAAACAAUAUUGGUCAGUGUGACCAGUAACUUGACUUUUUUAUUGUUGUUGUUUAGAAUUCUUUAUUUGGAUAAUGGCUUCAGUAAUAGAAUACUGUCUGGGUAAAAUGCACCUAUUCACCCAAAUUCAUCCCUCAAGUUACACAAGGGAUAAUCACAGUGGUUAUAACAAACGCAAAGCCAAACCUUGCUUUAAUUAACACUGUUGUAAAUAUGUACAGCAGCGUCAAUGAGAGCAGAAUGUAGCCCAUUGUGAGCGUGAGUGAGAAAGUUACUCCAGGAGAUAGAGAAUGAAUUCCUCCCCAUACUACCAUACCUAACUAAGGAGACGCUGUCACCUCUGCA